Messenger RNA from Spinacia oleracea (spinach), 1041 nucleotides. Its product is annotated as thaumatin-like protein 1b. Lineage: Eukaryota; Viridiplantae; Streptophyta; Magnoliopsida; Caryophyllales; Amaranthaceae. Bases 213 to 953 code for a protein of 246 amino acids. The record is from RefSeq and is a predicted model, not a curated record. The transcript has 3 exons.
UGUGUUGUUUCUCUGCCUUAUUAUUUUUUAUCACACACAUUUUGUUGCGUGCCAAAAUGUCCAACAAGGCUACAACACACACAUAUAUAUAAAUACAGAUAUAUCAAUACACACAACAUAUUCCAUAUAAGCUCGUCAAUGUGCUUAACUUAGACUCAUUUUGUUGAAAACUACAAGUAUAUAUCUCAAAUAUUGCGCAAGCUUAGGCAAAAAUGACCAACAUGACCAACUUUUUGGCUUUGAUGAUGCUCAUUUCAUUUAUGUUCCUCAUUUCUGGAACAACCUCAACACAAUUUAUAUUCAAAAACAAUUGCCCCCAUUUCGUAUGGCCAGGGAUCUUAACCGGCAGCGGGCCUCCGUUACCAUCUACCGGGUUCUCUUUGAGGCCCGGUGCUUCCUUCACUUUGGGUGCCCUCCCUUCUUGGUCGGGUCGCAUUUGGGCUCGCACACGUUGCUCUCAAAAUGCUGCCACACAUAGGUUUGUUUGUCACACCGCGGAUUGUGCAUCAGGCCAGGUAUCUUGCAAUGGAGCAGGGGCAAUCCCUCCGGCCAGUCUAGUAGAAUUCACCCUAAACGGGAACGCAAAUUUAGAUUUCUACGACGUAAGCCUAGUUGACGGAUAUAAUCUUCCGAUAUCAGUGGUACCAACAAACGGCGGUUGUAGGCGAACAGGUUGCCCCGUCGAUAUAAACAGAUCAUGUCCACCAGAGUUGCAAGUUAAACGUCGUAGGGGUGGUGUAAUUGCAUGCAAGAGUGCAUGCUUAGCCUUCAAUAGGCCAGAGUUUUGUUGCACAGGAGCAAAUGGUACGCCACAAACUUGCCCACCAACGAGAUAUUCCAACUUAUUUAAGGAUCUUUGUCCUCAAGCUUAUAGUUAUGCUUAUGAUGAUAAGACUAGCACUUUUACAUGUCCUAGUGGUUCAAGUGAUUAUAUUAUCACCUUUUGCCCUUAGUUAGAUUGUGUCACAUGAGAAACAUCUAUUAUAUCUAUACUAAUAUAUAUUAUAUAUUAAAAGGCGUUCUUAAGAACGUAUAUUGUCA